AUAUGCCAACUUUCUGACGCAAUUUGAUUGGCUACGUCCAAGGAUUCCACCAAUCAGCAGAAUAUGUGAUGUCCCAGACAUUGAAGAUCGCCAUGGAGAUACGAUACGGCAGCACUUCAGAUGCGGCGGCGGCGCCAGAGCGGCACGCCCUUGGAUGGAAAGGCUUCUUCGUCGCCCUCGUGGUGUCGAUGCUUAUCUUUGCUUCGGACAUUCUCUACCCCGUUGACCUGACUCCGCAUGACCCAGCAAGUGCAACGCAAUCAUCCACCGAGCGAACAUUCGAUGUGAUCGUCGUCGGGAGUGGCCCCGCAGGGCUUGUCGCGGCAGAACUGCUGUCCCGUGACCCCGACGUGAACGUGUUGAUCCUUGAAGCUGGCGGUCCGAGUCUCCAGGUGUGAUGCUCUCCGCCUCGCCCAUGUCCCUGAUCUCACGAGUUUGUGCAGUGCACUGGAGGCACGUUGGUUCCUCCGUAUGCCAACGGCACGGGCUUGACGUACUUUGACAUUCCAGGCGAAUAUGCAAAUGUGGCGUUCAUGUUGCCCAGCAACGUCUCGAGCUCGUGGCACAUGGAGUGGUUGGACACUCCCAAGAAUCACCUGGCCAAGCUCGUUGGCGGGUCUUCCUCGAUCAACGCGGCGCUCUACUUUCGUCCGCCUGCAUCUUAUGUGGAUGAGAUUCAGUGGCCAUAUGGAGCGGCCGAUGUCGCGGCAGGCUUUGCCGAGAUCGAAAAAGGGUUUGGCUGGACCGACGUGCCUUCCACCGACGGACUCUGGUACGCCCAAGACGUGUACGCUCACAUGGCGUCGGCGCUCAAGCACUCCGCCAACUUUACUGAGCGCAGCAUCAACCAAACUCCCGACCUCAAGCACCUCGUGUAUGGCCAUCCCCCGUUCACCAUCAAGCACGGGUUGCGGGACUCGCCGGCCAAGACCUUUCUCGGCGCCAUGGCAACUCGAUCGAACGUCGUGUUGGAAAUGUGGGCGACGGCAGUGCAAGUGCAGCACAAACAUGGGCGGGCGUCCGGUGUCGUGUACAACAAAGGCAAUGCGCUCUGGACGGCCCAGUUGCGGUCGCCCCAUGGCGCCGUCUUGUUGGCAGCUGGCACGUUGAACACUCCAAAGCUGUUGCUCCAGUCGGGCAUUGGCCCCACACAGCAACUUCCGCUGGUCCACGCUCUGGGGCUGCCGUUGCCGCUGGGGCCUUGGAUUCAAAACGAAGCCGUGGGCGCGCAACUCUUUGACACCCACCAGGUCGCCGUGACGUUCCGCGCCCCCACCUCUGUCCUGCAAGGCCGUCGCCGCUUUGGAUUCGACUACCUCCAUCCCCCACCAGAGGCUGUCCGCCAGUUUCUGGACCGCCGCGCAGGCCCCCUCACCAGCUCCAACCCCGUCUUCAUCUCGUACGAGUCGGUGGUUCAUCCUACAACCUCGCGCGAGUUCCAUUUCCAAAUCACCGUGUUUCCCCACGCCGUGCCCCCCUACGGGGACAAUGCCAUGGAGUUCACCUUGUGUUUCAACCUCAACAACCCCAUGUCCCGCGCAGCGUUGGGAUUUUCCCCCAAUACCAAUCGUCGUGGUCGUCCUCUGUAUGGGAUGCUGCCCAAUACCACGCUGUAUUGGGACAACGACGACGACCUGGACAUGAUGGUCACGUACAUCAACCAAACAAUCUCACGCCUCUCAGAUGUCGACACCAUGCCCGUGUUUUCACCCCCCGACCAAGCUACGAUCGCUUCGUCAUCGUGGGAAGAAUCCCCACACGAGUGGGUCCGUCAGCAUACAUUGGUGACAGACCACUUCGGCGGCACAUGCUCCGCACAUCCGUCGUCGUCAUCGUCGUGCGCGGACACGAGUCUGGUGGUGCGCGGGACGUCCAACGUGUUUGUAGGCGACGGCAGCCUCGUGUCGGGCGGCUCGGUCAAUCCGUACGGAUUUGUCAUGUACACGGGGUACCAAGCCAGCAUCGGCGUGAAAAAGCACUUGACCAUGUCCAACCAGUCACAUCCGGAUAACUCACAAACCCCCCGUGAUGACAAUCGGGGGGGUGAUUAACGUGAUUAAUUCUACAUCAUACGUACUAUUACAUGA
Aphanomyces astaci is the source of this 2087-nucleotide messenger RNA. RefSeq lists its product as hypothetical. Lineage: Eukaryota; Oomycota; Saprolegniomycetes; Saprolegniales; Verrucalvaceae. The coding region runs from base 534 to 2051 and encodes 505 amino acids. The record is from RefSeq and is a predicted model, not a curated record. The transcript has 7 exons. Gene Ontology annotation, molecular function: flavin adenine dinucleotide binding; oxidoreductase activity, acting on CH-OH group of donors.